ACAUUUUCUAUCAAUCAAACACAUUUUCACCAAGAGCUGAAUUCUCUCUCUUUGAAUUGAAUCCUCAGCAAUAUUUGAUUGAGCAUUUAAAAAAAAAAGUAUGGCUUCUAGGGCUCAAGCUUCCAUUGCUCUCCUUCUCUCCCUCAACUUGGUGUUCUUCACCAUGGUUAGCUCCACCUAUGUGCCAUGCCCACCACCACCUCACAAACACCACCCCAAGAACCCUUCAGCCCCUGCUGUCCCUGCCCCUUACUCUAAGGCUAAGUGUCCUAUGGACACCCUUAAGCUAGGAGUGUGUGCAAAUUUGUUGAAUGACUUGGUGCACCUUGUUGUUGGGGCCCCACCCAAGACCCCUUGUUGUUCUCUUAUCGGAGGUCUAGUUGAUCUCGAAGCUGCUGUUUGCCUUUGCACUGCCAUUAAAGCUAAUAUCUUAGGCAUCAACCUUAAUGUUCCAGUUUCAUUGAGCUUACUUCUUAACUACUGUGGCAAGGGCGUUCCUUCUGGCUUCCAAUGCCCUUAAGAAUAUUUGGAUUUCAUCACUAUCACUAUCAUGAUCAGUACCCAAGUACACUAUUUUUCUCAUUAAUUGUGUGUAUCUUUGAUUUUUCUUAUUUUGUUUCCUGCAGCACGUAUCUGUAAUUUUAUUUUUAUUGGUGAUUUUGGCUCAUCUCAUGCCAUGAUAACAAGAUUUAUUUUUAAUAAAUUAUUUUUUAUUGAUGGUU
This is a messenger RNA of Humulus lupulus (European hop), 722 nucleotides long. Its product is annotated as 14 kDa proline-rich protein DC2.15-like. The coding region runs from base 101 to 520 and encodes 139 amino acids. NCBI's taxonomy places the organism in Eukaryota, Viridiplantae, Streptophyta, Magnoliopsida, Rosales, Cannabaceae. The transcript has a single exon. The record is from RefSeq and is a predicted model, not a curated record.